AUGGCCAAGCACCACCCUGAUCUAAUUAUGUGCCGUAAGCAGCCGGGAAUAGCCAUUGGACGUCUUUGUGAGAAAUGUGAUGGCAAGUGUGUAAUUUGUGAUUCCUAUGUGCGGCCUUGCACUCUUGUGCGAGUUUGCGAUGAAUGUAACUAUGGAUCUUUUCAAGGUCGCUGUGUCAUUUGUGGGGGCCUUGGGAUUUCUGAUGCCUACUACUGCAAAGAGUGUACACAGCAGGAAAAAGAUCGUGAUGGCUGCCCCAAAAUUGUCAAUCUUGGGAGUGCCAAGACAGAUCUUUUCUAUGAGCGUAAAAAAUACGGUUUCAAGAAAAGAUGA
This is a messenger RNA of Ipomoea triloba (trilobed morning glory), 333 nucleotides long. RefSeq names its product PHD finger-like domain-containing protein 5B. The coding region runs from base 1 to 333 and encodes 110 amino acids. The transcript has a single exon. The record is from RefSeq and is a predicted model, not a curated record. Gene Ontology annotation, cellular component: U12-type spliceosomal complex; precatalytic spliceosome; catalytic step 2 spliceosome. Gene Ontology annotation, biological process: mRNA splicing, via spliceosome. NCBI's taxonomy places the organism in Eukaryota, Viridiplantae, Streptophyta, Magnoliopsida, Solanales, Convolvulaceae.